Vitis riparia (riverbank grape) is the source of this 1068-nucleotide messenger RNA. Its product is annotated as beta-amyrin 28-monooxygenase-like. Gene Ontology annotation, molecular function: monooxygenase activity; heme binding; iron ion binding. Gene Ontology annotation, biological process: sterol metabolic process. The record is from RefSeq and is a predicted model, not a curated record. NCBI's taxonomy places the organism in Eukaryota, Viridiplantae, Streptophyta, Magnoliopsida, Vitales, Vitaceae. The transcript has 2 exons. The coding region runs from base 1 to 1068 and encodes 355 amino acids.
AUGGAUCUUUUCUCAUACCUUCUGCACCUUAUAGUCCUCUUUGUGUCUCUCUGUAUAAUCUUCCUUGUCAGUAGACGCAAAUCCGCCUGUUCAAGGCUUCCGCCGGGUAAACUGGGAUGGCCCAUCAUCGGGGAAACCUUAGAAUUUGCUUUAGGAGGCAAAAAUUCUAACCCUGCAAGAUUUAUAAAUGAUAGAAUGAAGAAAUACUCCCCAAUUGUGUUCCGGACCUCCUUGUUGGGGGAGAAGGUCGCCGUGUUCUGUGGCCCAGCGGGGAACAAGUUUCUAUUUUCAAACCACAACAAGCUCAUUACCACUUGGAAACCACCAUCGAUGGAGAAGGCGUUGCUCUUCCAGUCUUCUCCCCCAAAGGCAGAACCGAGGGGAAUGCGUAGCUUUGUCCUUGAAUUUCUUAGGCCAGAUGCUUUGCAACGUAACAUACAUAUCAUGGAUUCAAUGGCACGCCAGAACAUAAAUACGGAUUGGGCUCCUCAUAAAGAAGUGAAUGUUUAUCCACUAUCAAAGAAGUACACCUUCACGUUGGCUUGUCACUUGUUCAUAAGCAUCAAAGAUCCUGAGCAUAUCGCUAGGAUUGCUCGUCCCUUCCAUCAGAUGUUAUCUGGGCUCGUGUCUUUGCCUAUAGAUUUUCCUGGUACAGCAUUUAACUCCGCCAAAAAAGGAGGCAAAAUGCUUCGGCAUGAGCUUGUAGCAAUUAUCAAGCAGAGAAGGAAGGAGUUAUCAGAGAAAGAAGAAUCGGUAGCCCGGGACCUACUAUAUUCUUUGCUUUUAGCGACAGAUGAGAACGGCGCGGUUCUGAAUGACAUGGAGAUCUCUGAUAAAAUUGUUGGUAUAUUUCUUGCUAGCUUUGAUUCAACAAGCACGACUUUAACAUUUAUCUUCAACUAUCUAGCAGAGUUUCCCCAUGCCUAUGAUAAGUUGGACUCUCUCUACAGAGAUGGAUUUUUAAACAAGAAGUUUAAUAGUAAUUUCCAAUUGGUUUCUGCUUACAUAUAUAGAACAAAUGGAGAUAGCAAUGUCCAAAGAUCCAGAAGAGUUUCUGAAGUGGAAUGA